Molecule: messenger RNA, 1477 nt
Organism: Gastrolobium bilobum
Lineage: Eukaryota; Viridiplantae; Streptophyta; Magnoliopsida; Fabales; Fabaceae
Product: growth-regulating factor 5-like
Exons: 3
Coding region: 154-1149 (331 amino acids)
Biological process (GO): developmental process; regulation of DNA-templated transcription; DNA-templated transcription
Cellular component (GO): nucleus
Molecular function (GO): ATP binding
Source: RefSeq, a predicted model, not a curated record
AAAAAGGAAGAAACAGAGCAAAACCAAAUGGCUCCGACAAAGCUCGAUCUGAGUGUGAUAACAUAUUUUUGUGUCUGACUAUGUUUGGUUUUGAUAUUGACAUUGAAGAAGAGUGUUGUAUUAUUCAUAGGAGUAGUAAAAGUAGUGGAAAAUAUGAAUGUGAGUAGCAGUGGUGGCAGUGGGGGAGGGAUGAUGAUGGGUUUCAGUAACAGUUAUAAUAGGUCGCCUUUCACAGUGUCUCAGUGGCAGGAACUGGAGCACCAAGCUUUGAUCUUCAAGUACAUGGUGGCGGGUCUUCCUGUGCCACCUGAUCUUGUGCUUCCCAUUCAGAAGAGCUUCGAGUCUAUUUCACAUAGCUUCUUUCACCAUCCCACUUUGAGCUACUGUUCCUUCUAUGGGAAGAAGGUGGACCCAGAGCCAGGAAGAUGCAGGAGAACUGAUGGAAAAAAGUGGAGGUGCUCCAAGGAAGCAUACCCAGACUCCAAGUACUGUGAGCGCCACAUGCACCGUGGCCGCAACCGUUCAAGAAAGCCUGUGGAAUCACAAACUAUGACACCAUCAUCAUCCUCUGUGACAUCACUGACUGUCACUGGUGGCAGCAGUGGAACUGAAAACUUCCAGAACCUUCCCAGAAAUGCCUUUGGUAAUCUCCAAGGUACUGGUUCUGGAACCGAACAUACCAACUAUCAUCUAGAUUCCAUUCCCUAUGGGAUUCCAAGUAAAGAAUACAGGUAUCUUGAAGGACUUAAAUCUGAGGGUGGUGAACAUAGCUUCUUUUCUGAAGCUUCAGGAAGCAACAAGGUUCUCCAAAUGGAGUCGCAGCUGGAAAACACCUGGCCUUUGAUGUCAACCAGAGUUGCCUCUUUUUCUUCAUCGAAAUCGAGUAAUAAUUCCAUGUUGCAGGGUGAUUAUCCCCAGCAUUCAUUUUUAUCUAGUGAAUAUGUGUCAGGAGAACCUGUGAAGCAUGAGGGUCAGCCUCUUCGACCUUUUUUUGAUGAAUGGCCUAAAAGCAGAGAAUCAUGGUCUGGUCUAGAAGAUGAGAGAUCCAACCAGAUAGCAUUCUCCUCAACUCAACUCUCAAUAUCCCUUCCUAUGUCAUCUUCUGGCUUCUCAACAACAAGCUCUCAAUCACCACAUGGUGAGAUUUGAAUUAGAUAAAGUUUCAGCUUGUAAGCAUCAACUAGCUGAAUCCUUUAAUUAAAUUGUUGCAGAUAACUAGGAACAGGAUUUUCAGUGCAAUGUUAUGCAAUGCCCAAACAAGUCCUUGUCGGGUAUGUGUGGUCCAAACUCCAAAGUAAUCCCAUGUUUGUGUAUUUUCAUUUAAGCUGAGCUAUGUACAACUUUAUGGAACCUCAGCCGUUUGAUAUAAGCAAGACCAACAUCUACUCUCAUCUAGUGGGUGGCUAUUUGUGGAACCCUGGAACACUCUUCGUUUUGUAUCUAAUGAGCGAACAUAAAUAUUUCAACCUGAUUUAUU